GCCGAGUAUAAAAUCAGUGUGUCGGAAGUGAGUGAAAGCGAAAUCUCUUCCACAGCUCUACGUUAACAAGUGAACUCCAAGUAUCAGRAUGUGGAUACUAGUACUAGUACUAUUCAGUGUCGUGGUAGCACUUCUGUCAUAUUUGGACAUGAGAAAACCAAAAAACUAUCCACCAGGUCCAAAAUGGUUACCGGUUUUGGGAAGUGCCCUUACUGUUAAUUCGCUUAGGAAACAAACCGGGUAUUUGUAUCGUGCUACUAUUUGUCUAGCGGAAUCGUAUGGACCAAUUGUUGGUCUGAAAGUCGGAAAAGAUAGACAAGUGGUUUGCUGCGGAUAUAAUGCAAUCAAAGAAAUGUUGACAAAAGAAGAAUUCGAUGGACGACCACAAGGGCCAUUUUAUGAGACUAGAACAUGGGGAACACGAAGAGGUCUUCUAUUGACUGACGAAGAAUUCUGGGUAGAACAACGAAGAUUUGUAUUGCGUCAUUUACGAGAAUUCGGUUUUGGAAAAAGAACAAUGGCUGAACUUGUACAAGAAGAAGCCGUUCAGUUAGUCGAGGAUUUUAAAGAAAAAAUCAACAAGUCUAAAAAUGGGAAAGGUGAAGUGUUUGAAAUGAGAGAUGCUUUCAGUGUAGGAGUCUUGAACACAUUAUGGUCAAUGAUGGCCAGCAAAAGAUACAAUGCAGAUGACAUCGAACUAAAAAAUCUACAAGCUUUGUUAACUGAACUUUUUGCUAAUAUCGAUAUGGUAGGUGCUUUGUUUAGUCAAUUCCCGUUUUUAAGAUUUAUUGCACCUGAAGCAUCUGGAUAUAAAUCUUUUGUCAAUAUCCAUCAACAAGUAUGGAAAUUCCUCAAAGCAGAACUCGAUGGUCAUAAGGAAACGUUUAUUUUAAACCAACCAAGAGAUUUGAUGGAUGUCUAUUUACAAAUGCUACAUUCAGAAGACAAAAAAGAAAGUUAUUCAGAAUCUCAGCUCUUAGCUAUCUGUAUGGAUAUGUUUAUGGCUGGAUCAGAGACUACCAGCAAAUCUUUAGGAUUCGGUUUCCUGUACUUACUUCUAAACCCAGAAGUUCAGAAGAAGGCUCAAGAGGAAAUCGAUAGAGUGGUUGGUCGAGACCGACUUCCUACUUUAAACGAUAGGCCUAAUAUGCCCUAUCUAGAGGCCCUCGUUUUGGAAUCAGUCAGAGUAUUUAUGGGCCGAACUUUCAGCAUCCCACAUAGAGCUCUGAAGGAUACGACAUUGCAGGGUUAUUAUAUUCCUAAAGAUACAAUGGUGAUUGCUAAUUUUGCAGCAUUACUUAAUGACGAUGACGUAUGGGAUAAUCCAGAGAGAUUUGAGCCAGAAAGAUUCAUUGGUUGCGAUGGAAAAUUAAUUGUUCCAGACGAAUACUUGCCAUUCGGAUACGGUAAACAUCGUUGUAUGGGACAAACGCUCGCUAGAUCAAAUAUAUUUUUAUUCUCUGCAUGCUUAUUACAAAACUUUAAUUUCUCAGUACCCGAUGGUCAAGAACCGCCAAGCACUUUAGGAGUUGACGGAGUAACUCCUUCACCUGGAGAAUUCAAUGCUUACGUUAGUCUCCGAUCGUGAUAAUACUUUGACCUUAAAUCAAAGACAGAAUUGCAUUUUAAAUAUCCUUAUUUUUACAUACUUUUUUAUAAUAAUAGAUUAUACCACUAGUAUAGUUGAAAUAUUAACGUAUACUAUUGUAUGGUUAAAUGACUGAAUGAUUUUACAACCGAACAAUAUAAUAUUGUAUGGUCUACUACGAUUUCUGAAUCUAAAAAUAUAUUUUAUAAUUUUAAUUAUAAUAUGUGUAGAUAGUAAUAAAUUGUAAUGUUUUCUAUUAUAUAAUUUACAAUGUGUAUUUGUUAAAAAAGAAAUGUGAUUAAUUAGGUGUGUUUAUAGGUAUAUAAUCAAGUAUAAGCUAUAUCAUCUAUGUCUAUAAUCUAUAGGUAUACUCAAUAACUAUUUCUUUAU
Messenger RNA from Diuraphis noxia (Russian wheat aphid), 1978 nucleotides. RefSeq names its product Probable cytochrome P450 303a1 (gene Cyp303a1). Gene Ontology annotation, molecular function: oxidoreductase activity, acting on paired donors, with incorporation or reduction of molecular oxygen, reduced flavin or flavoprotein as one donor, and incorporation of one atom of oxygen; steroid hydroxylase activity; iron ion binding. The record is from RefSeq and is a predicted model, not a curated record. Lineage: Eukaryota; Metazoa; Arthropoda; Insecta; Hemiptera; Aphididae. Gene Ontology annotation, cellular component: cytoplasm; intracellular membrane-bounded organelle. Gene Ontology annotation, biological process: xenobiotic metabolic process.